AUGUUGCUUACCAAGGAUACUGCACUUCAGGCAGAAGAGGAUGAAAAGAAUCGAUUUCUUCCAACCCAUCCGCAGUAUGAGACACACAUGGCAGUCAUGCAGCCUGAGCAUUGUGCAAGGGUCCCUAACUUUGUAGGUUGCAGUCUUCCAAGGAAAGACAAAGGAAACAGGGAAGAGUAUUGUCUUGUUAUGCUUAUGUUGUUCAAGCCAUGGAGGAUAGGUACAGACCUGAAGCAAUCUGGGCAAUCUUGGGAUGACGCAUUUGCUGCACACCAGUUCACUUCCCGUCAGAUGGAUAUCAUGAAUUUCUUCCAUAUACGAGAUGAUUUCUCUCAGCAGAGGGAGACUGAGGGCAACAGCUUUGGAUAUGAUGAUGAUGAACAAGAUCAGCCUGAUACAGAUGCAGAUGCUGAUGACUAUGCAGACAUUGUGCAGAAUAGCCUUACUGGAGAUGAUGGUGCCAUAGACUAUGACCCAGACUGGGAUGUUCUAGGAAAAAGAGCAUUAGGGAGAAUCACUCAGAUGCAGCAAGUUGAACACAUUGCCCAUACAAGUGCAAUUCACACCACUGAGAACCAUGACUGGCUCUGA
Rhodofomes roseus is the source of this 591-nucleotide messenger RNA. RefSeq lists its product as uncharacterized. The record is from RefSeq and is a predicted model, not a curated record. The transcript has 4 exons. The coding region runs from base 1 to 591 and encodes 196 amino acids. Lineage: Eukaryota; Fungi; Basidiomycota; Agaricomycetes; Polyporales; Fomitopsidaceae.